This is a messenger RNA of Cataglyphis hispanica, 5784 nucleotides long. RefSeq lists its product as uncharacterized. Bases 619 to 2514 code for a protein of 631 amino acids. Lineage: Eukaryota; Metazoa; Arthropoda; Insecta; Hymenoptera; Formicidae. The transcript has 6 exons. The record is from RefSeq and is a predicted model, not a curated record.
GUAUCGCGUCAGUCUCGAAGUGAAGUAGUUGGUCAGUGAUCUGUGUCAGAGCAGGACCACUCAGUCCAUCGCGUCCGUCACUCUCCUUUUCUCUUCCUGUUUUAUACGCGCCUCUCCCUCGUCUAUCCCUCUUUCUCUAUCUCUAUUCUUUUUCGCUUCAUCUCGCCUCUCGUCGGCAUCGACGUACUCGUUUCGUCGCGCGCGACCCAUUCCGGUCUCUCCUCUCGCGAGAUACACGCACACGACAAUACGCAUACAGAGAAAGAGUGCCACAGUGUGGAGUUGUUAACAGUGGGGAAAGAGCAAAAAUUAGCCUUUAUACAAGCGACCGUGCCUCGCGACCACCAUCCACAACCACCGACGCCGACAUCGGAUAGUUCAGCAUCGCCAAGUAAAAGCUGAAAAAAUUUGAAACAAGUCACGGAAGAAGGAAGAGAGAACGACGAUAUCAUUGGAUCGAGUGGCCAGUGCCAAAAGUCAACAAAUGGAGUAUAGAGGCGCGCCGCACGGGCAGCAGGAGCAGCAGUAGCGUUCAGCUAUCGUCGGAGACCUGAUCGGGCCCGAUCUCGCGCUCGGGGGGACGCGAGAUCGCGGGGGCGCCGCGGCCGAUCGAGCGCGAUGGCCGCGACCGACGGUCAGAUCGUCGUCGCGGCGGCACGCUGGGCCGAGGAGGCGACGUAUCUACGCGAAUUCGUCUCCAAGUAUCGUUUGCCAGGCGUGAUCAAGAUCACCAAGGGCCAGUACGGUGGAUUGGGCGUGCCGACACUACCGGCGCCCAGUUUACAGAGCACGGCGUUGCUGAUAUCGGCCGGUCGUCGGCGUAAAAUCGUGGCGCAGGCGGUGAAGAUCAAGGAGGGACGCCGGGUUGUCGGCGUGGGGCCCAGACUCGCGAUACCGGAUUCAUACGGCGGCUACUUUGAGAUCUUGAGCGAGGAAGGUCGCGCGGUGCGCGGCAUCGAAUCGGUAAGCGAGUUAUCGCGCAGAUGUCCGGAGGAAGGUGCUUUGGUGCGCGAGACGGUGCGCGCCAUUGCCUGUCGGGUGGACGACGAUUCGGGGAUCGUGGUACCGGAGGGCACGAGGACCCUCGCCGCCGGCGAGACGAUUGUCACCGCUGGCGAGGUGGCGUUACCCGGUCGCGGUAGAUUUCUGCGCUGCGUGGACUGUCGCGGCGACAGCGUCUUGCUCGGGAUGGAUCAACGUGGCCGCUUCAGCGCUCUGGCGCGCGAGGACAACAUCAGCGGCGUACACACUGCUAGGGCGCUUCUUAGCAAGCGUCUCCCGCUCACCGUGAGACUGGUGCAUGGCCAGCCGCCUCGGGGACUUAAAUCGUCAUCGCAAUUCGUGCCCGAGUUGAGGCUGCUGUCGACCUUCGAGGAAGAGCACGUAUUCGCGCUCCCAUUGCAGAGAGAAGGCGCGGCCGUCGCGCUACCGCUCGCGGCGCCGCUCAAGCUGGUAAAGGCGCGGAACGACGAGGCACUCAGAUCGAUGCAGGAAUUCACGAGGCUGGUGGAACGCGCCUCCCGUUUGGUCGCCGACGUGGCCGAUCGAGCGCACGUGCUAGACGGUCGUCUGGGCGAGGGCAAGUCCUCGAGGCAGAGGAGCGGCUCGGGCUUUCUCAGGAGACCAUCGACGAACUCGGAUCACGCGCCGCUUGGUCAUCAUAGAAACAGCAGCGCCGGCCAUCAUCAUCAUCAUCAUCAUCACUAUCACAGCAGCAACGGCCAUCAGGCGUCCACUGGUCACUCGAGUUAUCGGGACGAGAACAGAAUACCGUCCUCAUCAUCGGCCUGCACGGAGGAAUAUGACGAGAUCGAUCAGAUAUACGACUACGUGCGCGGCUUUGCGCCAUUGCCGAAGAGCGUCAGGUCGCCAUAUGAGAAUCCUUUUGUCGCUACAGGUCAAGGUGGCUCCACUCCACCCUUGACACCAGUCACGGUGACGAUCGCACCAUUGCUCGACGAUCGACCGGAACCACCGCCGAUCGAGACAAUACCGACAAAGAAGAUCCAAGCGGAGAAACGGACGAGGCGCGCGGUCAAGGAGGCGCCGCAGCCGCGGGUGGAGAAGCCGCCUCUAGCGAAACUCUAUGUGAAGAACAGCGGCACUCAGCGUGGACGUCCGCUAAUGAGGCAGAAGAGCGCGUCGCCGUUGAAGGAAACGCCACCGGGUUACAAGGGCGGUUCGCCGCUCUUCAAUAUACGCUAUAAAAGUCUGACGAAUCUGCAGCAGGCAAUGGAGCUCGACGGCACGCUGGACUCAAGCCACUCGGGCGGAAGGACGUCGGGAGAUUCCGGCGCGGGCGCCAAAUUGCCAGAAAAAAGAUCGAGACGUUUAAGCAGACCACGUUCGCUGACAAAUUUAGUCUGGGAGCUACGAGGUGGAAGCGGUCUUGGUUGCACGAGACCGGAAACACCGCCGCCUGUCACGACUGCACCGCUGCCACCAACCAAAUGUGGGCCACGUCUGGCUGUCACUGUCGUAGCACCGCGACGUGUCGGCACGCUCUACCUCUAACUCAUUCGACCGACGAAGGGCUGAAGAAGGCAUAGAGCCGUAGGAAUUUCUGACGUCGUUUGACUAAUCAAAAUUUGCAACAAGAAUUCAAGAAAAGAAGAGAGAAAAACGGAGAAUAUUUCGCCAUUCUUUCAGCAUUAAUUAUAUCGCAGCUGCGAAAGCCAUUUAAACUCGUCGUUCGACACAUAUGCUCUAUAUGCAUUCACACGUACAAGACAUUAAUAUACACGACAUUAAUAUAACACGUACACGACACAUAUAAGGGACCCAAAAGCCUGAUUAACACCGCGUACUUCCUGUGAUCGUCGAUUAACACGAUAAGCGGAAUAAUCAAAAAUAGCGACGCAACGAAAGGAGAAAUAUGUGUCAGGUCACGUACGAACAGAAACGUGAAUUACUGUAAUGCUCUCGUAAGAAAAAAGACGACGCUGUGUUUCAAAGAGUAUCGAGAUCGAUAAGAUCGACGAGGCGAAAUAAUGGAAGUCGAUAAUUUGUACGAUUCCAAAUACUUGAUCUACUGAUAUGUAUAGAUACAAUUAUCUUUAUAUAUAAAAACAACUCAUUCUUAUAUUUUUAAAUUUUUUUUAUGAAAAAUAAUUAAGAAUAAUUACACAAGUAAUUUUGUAUUAGAAAAUGGAUUUGAGACUUAAAGUAUGAUCAAAAUUUAUCGACGAAAAUAUAUCAUUGUUUUAUGUGUUAUUUGUUUUGUCUUCAUCUUGCUGCAUCAGAAAAAAAGGACUUCUUUAAAUUCUGAUAAAGAAGGAUAUAAAAAGAUAUUAGCAAUAUCUGCAUUUACAAUUUAACUUUUUGACGAUAUAAAUUUCUCCAUUAAUAUGAUGAAAUUAGAUAAAAAGAAAUUUAUAUCUCGAAAUAAAAUAAAUUCUAAGCUAAAGUAUAAAUAAAUUUGCUAUGAAAAUUUAUCGAGAAACUUGUCGAAGUUUGAAAUUUUUUUCAUUGAUAAAUUAUAGUCUUUGAUGAACAGAUGUGCUAUGGUAUUAUAAUAUUGAUAGUACCGUUUUCAAUCUUUAAUUUAUGUACGCGUGCGUCGUAUACAUAAAAGAUAGAAGCCUUAAUUUAUCGCCGAGCCAUACUCUCGUUACUCUUUGCUAUCGGUUAAAGAGGGAACCGGGAAAAGAGGAGUCGAAGAGAGGGGAUCGAAUCUAUAAUCGUGCGUUUUUCGGAGAGCUACACGAAACGCGCGUACGCGUAUCACGACAAUCAUCAUCUUCGUACGCAAGUAAUAGAUUCUUUUUAUAAAAGGACGCGCCGUCAGAGAGCAGACGCUAUCUAACGGAUCGCGUAGUUAAGGAUACGAAUGCCAUAAUAAUGACCAAGUUUUGUGGUUGUACUUAAGUCAUACUUUAUACUCUACUUUAUUAUUAAGAUGCUCUAAGCGUAAGUUACUUUUAUAUUUCAUUAGCGAAGUGUCUAUCUACAGUUAUUGCUACGUGUGUUUUUUUUUUUUUUCCUAUACUUUUGCAUCGUCGAACUAGACGACGAAUCGACUCUGUUUUGCGCUGAUUGUCAAUUUUGACGCAAGCUAUGAAAACUUUGUAAUACUACCUUACCUGCACUUGUGAUCGUAUACCUAACUUGAAUUUAAGCUGAAUGCUUGUAAUCUACUACUCCGAUAUUUCAAUAUUACAGUGACUUGUGGAAAAAUAAAUUUUAUCGCGAUGUUAUAUUGUCUUGACAAUAAAGUGAAAAUUGACAGCAGUCUUUAUUUUACGGAAAAAGUAAUACAUUAUUGAUGAAUUAAAUUGUAGACGAUAAAACAUUUUUUUCUUAUUUGAUGCUAAGAUACGCAAGGAUUAAAACAAAAACCAAGAUUAUACUUUUCUAUAACAUUGUGUGAAUAUAAUUAAUAAAACAGUUUGGAAAUAUCUUCUACAAUCUGAGCGCUCAGUUCCGAUUUCCACGUCAGAAAAACUCUCGAUUUUUUGUUCCUGAGAGUUUCGAUUUUUUAAUACAAUAUCACUAUAUAUUAGUAACUCUUGGGAUAAAAUUUUGGCACUGCGAUAUACAUAAAAUUAUAUUAUACUGCACUUACUUUUAUUCCAAUGUUAAAGAAGCCAUCGAUGAAUCAUAUCACCUGUGCGAUCGUAUGAAUGAAAAUGAAUAAACUCACAUUGAAAAUCAGGUGCGAGACCGCCUUUCCAUUGAUGGUCCCGACCAAAGGACGUAUUUGGACCUUGGUCUCAUUUUUGUGAUUAUUAUUUAAAUAUACGUUAAGCAAACAAUAGAAUAGGUUAGCCUUGUUAUGUAAUUGAAUAUGAGAGAAUAGCAUUGGGUGGCCUUACCCAGUUGAUAUAAUUUUUUUUUUUCUUUUUUCAAUAUCCGACAGAAGAGCAGUAAUUACGAAAAUGAUCCGAAAGGAGGUAUUAUAUAAUUAUGCUUAUAUAUGUAUAUUUAUCCAAAAAAAUCAACGGAUAUUUUUCAAUUAUCAGUAAAAAUAAAACUGUUGAAAAAAGAAAAACAGUCGAAAACAAGUGGCCUUCUUUAAAACAAGAAUUACGAGCUAAAUGAAAGAACGUUAAAUAAUCAGAAUGCGCUCGCGUUACAAUGAAUUAGCUGUAUUACGAGUGUACAAUAAGCUUUUAGAUUUAUAAUACAAAGUAUAGAUUCUAUAUUAUCAUGAAUAUUAUAUUGCGUCAUGAAUUUUUGUAUAGAAGGCACUCGGUCCCCUUUACGACAGAACUCUGUGUGUUAUAAGCGUAUGGACACGCUUAUUUCGUACGUUGAUGUUCUCGGAGAGUGUAAUUUUGCCAUGAUGACGAGCGCCGGAAGAAGAAGCGCGGAGCUUAUUAAAAGCGAUAUUAUACAUUUGCGUAUGAAACUAGAAGUAGUUUUAUGAUUCCUCGGGGCAUUAGAUGUCAACGGAGAUCCGUUGACAUCUUAGAACGACCGCCUUGGAAUUAAAGCGAACUCUGAUCGUGUUUUAGCCGCUCCUUCGUUACGCGAGAUGCAGAAGGUGCGACUAAAACGAAUGGAUAUUAUGGAAUAAUUGCACGAUCAGCUCAUCGAUAUUACUUCUCAAUAUCGUCAGCCACGUUCUCGCGGCGAAAUACUCAGCGCGUAAGGGUCGAGGAUCGUUGUGCCUUCGUGUAUGCACGUUAAAAAGUACGUUUAUAAUGAUUGUAAGAAGAGCAGAUAUCCACACUUUGUGAUUCCAUAAACAGUUGUUCAUUUUUUUUAUACUUUCUUUAAUGCUUACGUAGGAUAGCUUGUAUACCCUAAAGAGUGUUUCAAUAAAAAAUCACAGUGAAAUAA